AUGCGACGACGACCUCUGUGUACCUCUGCAUCACGUGUCACAGCUUCGCUGUUGCUGUCCUUCCUCGCCAUUAGCAGCGCUGCGGAGGUGCCUCUGUUGCCGCUACCGCCGACAUCGCCCCAUGUUCACAGCACCGAGAAGGAGUUCUCCCUGCGCCACAUAUACCACCAUGGUACCUACAAGUAUCCCGAGCUGCACCGCCGGCUCGAUAUCCCGGAGAAGGCAGCAGUGUACAUGGUCGAACACGAGGAUGCCCCCAAUCGGGAACUGGUGCCUGCCUUACGCGCCAAGUCGGAGAUUAUGAGCAUCGAGAGGAUGGUGCACAGGGACAGGGACACCAUCGACGGCAUACUGGACUACGGCCGAAUGAGAGGGAAGGCAGUGCAGCUGGCUGCCGAGGACUGGACCAUCGACGACUUGCCCGGGCCAAACGUGACCGACAGAGAGACGGUGCUCAGUUUCGCACGUAUGGCGUCGAAUGCAUACAUAUUGGAGCCAGGGACCGGGGACUGGGAAGAUGUAGGGGGGGGCUUCAACUACACUGAAGACUUUGGUUGGGAGGCAGAUGGUCUGCGUGGACACAUCUUUGCCGACACAGAGAACUCGACGGUUGUCAUCGGGCUAAAGGGCACGUCACCCGCCAUGUUCGACGGGUCAGAGACGACCACGAAUGACAAGAUCAAUGACAAUCUGUUCUUCAGCUGUUGCUGUGGUCAGGGUGGUCAGUACCUCUGGCGGCAGGUCUGCGACUGUCAAACUGCAGCAUAUACCUGCAACUCGACAUGUUUGGUGACCGCACUACGGGAGAAGAACCGCUACUACUAUGCUGCGCAGAACCUCUACCAUAACGUUACGGAAUUGUAUCCAGAUGCUGAGGUGUGGUUCGCUGGCCACUCACUUGGAGGCGCUGUCUCUUCGUUCCUUUCUCUGACGUACGGCCACCCGACCGUCACCUUCGAAGCGGUUCCAGAAGCCAUGCCCGCGGCUAGACUCGGUCUUCCAACGCCACCGGGACAUCAGAUUGGAUCCAUGCAGCACCGGAAGAUGACAGGCGGAUAUCACUUUGGCCAUACGGCAGAUCCUGUCUUCAUGGGUCUGUGCAACACUGCAACAAGCGUAUGCACAAUUGGUGGAUACGCAAUGCAGAGCGUGUGUCAUACUGGCAAGAAGUGCACAUACGAUACUGUGAAAGACUUUGGCUGGCGUGUGGGCAUUGGCACACACAAGAUCGCUGAAGUCAUUCGAGAUGUGAUCUUGAAGUAUGACCAGCCCGCGAAGUGCGAACCCUAUGUCAAUUGCACGGACUGCUAUCCCUGGGAGUACUUCGAAAGCAACGGCACAGAGACCACUACUUCUUCGAAAUCCAAGCCGACGUCGAGCUCGACACUCACGCGCAGCUCCCGCACGCGCACCGAGACAUGCAAGACGCCAGGUUGGUGGGGCUGCCUUGACGAGUCGACCACUGGUAGCGCUACAACUACUAUCAAGACCACCUCAAUUUCGUCAACAUCCUCCUGCAAGACGCCAGGCUGGUUCGGCUGUAAAGACAAGGACACUGAGGAGACUUCUACCACAACGACAACGGUAGCCAGUCCAGCGCCCGCACCUUCUGUCACAACCACCUCACACUCGCCCACCUCCUCUGCAUCGACUUCAUCAUGCAGUUACCCAGGCUGGUUCGGUGGCUGCUUGGACGGCGAUGACCCACCAGGCCACUCGCGCAGCUCUCACAAAUCAACUAUACCAACGCCCACUGCAACUACAAUUACGUGCACCGACGAGGGGUGGUUCGGUCUGAUUUGCUACGACACAACGAAGACCAAGAAGAAGACGUCCAUGAAGGGGUCUGCUACCGAGAGAAUGGAGAUGUAG
Molecule: messenger RNA, 1872 nt
Organism: Didymella exigua CBS 183.55
Lineage: Eukaryota; Fungi; Ascomycota; Dothideomycetes; Pleosporales; Didymellaceae
Product: autophagy related lipase Atg15
Exons: 1
Coding region: 1-1872 (623 amino acids)
Biological process (GO): piecemeal microautophagy of the nucleus; macroautophagy; neutral lipid catabolic process
Molecular function (GO): glycerophospholipase activity
Source: RefSeq, a predicted model, not a curated record